CACACAAAUCAACAAAUUCAUUAGUAAUUCAAAUUUGUAUUUAAAAGUUCUAGAAUAUGCGGCUGCUGGUGCUCUAUGGCAGUCAAACCGGAACCGCCCAGGAUGUGGCGGAGCAGAUUUGGCGGGAGUCCCACCAGCUGGGCUUCCAGGGUCCUGUCCUCUCUUUCGAGGAGUACGAAAUGUCCCAUCUGAUCGAGGAGCGCCUCGUGGUCUUCGUGGUGGCCACCACCGGCGAUGGAGUGGAGCCAGACAACAUGAAGAUGGCCUGGCGGUUCCUGCUUAAGCGCAGUUUACCAGCCCAAUCCUUGCAAGGAAUGCAGUUCGCAUGCCUCGGCCUCGGGGACUCCAGCUAUCCGAAGUUUAACUAUGCAGCCAAGAAACUCAGUAAGCGGUUGCUGAAUCUGGGCGCCACAUCCGUGUGCCCAGUGGGUCUGUGUGAUGAUCAGCACGAUUACGGACAUUUGGGCGUAUCUCUAGCCUGGACAAAGGAUCUAUGGGCGACAUUGAAGGGCAUCUCUGGUCUGGACGAAAGCAAGCUCAACAGCAGUAACCAAAUAGGAAAGUGGUUCGUUAAAGAGUUACCCAGGGAUUCCCUUAAUACUCCAUCGGAAACCCUGCUCUGGACACAAAAGCAACCUUCCCACUCCUUUAAAAUCAUUGAAAAUCAAAGGACUACGGCGGAGAACCACUUUCAGGAUGUACGUUUCUUGCGACUACAAAGCCAAACUGAAGAUUUAAGCUGGGAACCCGGCGAUGUGCUCGAUGUUCAGCCCCAAAACAGCGAUGAUACUGUCAAAACAUUCUUCGACCUAACCCGCGAACACAAACUGAAUUUCGAUGAGAGCACUGCCGUGGAGAUAACCAGUGCCCACCUGGACAUGCCCCUUCCCAAAGCCUACUCCAUUCCACUAAGCCUCCAGCAGGCAGCCAAAUAUGUUUGGGAUUUGAGCGCCAAGCCGCGGCAACGAUUCCUCGAGGUCCUGGGUCAGAAUUGCAGUGAUGAAAUGGAAAAAGAGAAGCUUCUCGAGUUCUGCUCCGCCGAGGGUAUCGAUGAUCUGGUGGCCUAUGUAAACAGACCUCGGCGCAGUCUCCUGGAGGUUCUGGAGGAUUUCCGGCAUGCCACCGCCAGUUUAACGCUAGUGCAGCUCUUUGAAAUGAUGCCACUGAUCCAGCCUCGCAGCUUUUCCAUUGCCUCGGAUGAGUCCUCCCCAACUUUGGAUUUGCUGGUAGCUGUGGUGGAGUACAAAACAAUUAUGCAUACACCGCGGCUGGGUUUGUGCUCCAAUUGGCUUAAAAAUCUGGAAUCGGGAGCAGAACUGCGUGGAGUGGUCAAAAAAGGAACCAUGGUCUGGCCAAAGGACUUAAACAUUCCACUAAUCAUGGUCGGACCUGGCACGGGCAUCGCUCCAUUUCGCAGUAUCAUCCAAAAUCGAUUGCAUGCUCAAUCAACAGGUUCCUCCAUUGGUCCCUUGAUUGUCUUCUUUGGUUGCCGGAAUAGGACAGCUGAUUACCACUUUGAAAAGGACUUCUCCACGUGGACCACAGCCAAGCAGGUUGAAGCUCACAUAGCCUUCUCGAGGGAUCAGGACCAUAAGGUGUAUGUCCAGCAUUUAAUCACCAAGAAUGGUGCUCAUUUGGCAAAGCUUAUCAAAGACCGGAAUGCGUUUAUUUACGUGGCUGGAAAUUCUAACAACAUGCCAAAGUCUGUAAGAGAGGCAUUUAUAGAGAUUCUCGAUGGCGAUGCGGAUUACGUGGAUCUGAUGAUCAAGCAGCGGCGAUAUCAGGAGGAGACCUGGGCGUAAAAGCUAUUUUAUUUGAGUAUAUCAUUCUAUUUGUACAGUUUUGGACGGAAAUUAUAUUGUUAAAAUCUAUAUAAGGCA
Messenger RNA from Drosophila rhopaloa, 1880 nucleotides. Its product is annotated as NADPH-dependent diflavin oxidoreductase 1. The coding region runs from base 57 to 1802 and encodes 581 amino acids. The transcript has a single exon. Gene Ontology annotation, cellular component: cytosol. NCBI's taxonomy places the organism in Eukaryota, Metazoa, Arthropoda, Insecta, Diptera, Drosophilidae. The record is from RefSeq and is a predicted model, not a curated record. Gene Ontology annotation, molecular function: flavin adenine dinucleotide binding; FMN binding; NADPH-hemoprotein reductase activity.